Molecule: messenger RNA, 1567 nt
Organism: Pieris rapae (cabbage white)
Lineage: Eukaryota; Metazoa; Arthropoda; Insecta; Lepidoptera; Pieridae
Exons: 2
Coding region: 59-1072 (337 amino acids)
Source: RefSeq, a predicted model, not a curated record
AUCAAUUCAGUUAUUAAUAUAAGUCAAGAAAUAUAGUACGUUUAUAUUACGAUUUAAAAUGAAGAUAUUUGUUUUAUUUUAUUCCUUUGUGAUCGUUCAAGUAUCAGGAUCAUUUUACGAUGAGCUCCAGGGUGCCAUGCAUUCAGUUCAACAUGGAUUUGGAAAAUUGCUAAGUGAUGUUGUGAUUGAUGUCACAGAUACAGUACAUUGUACUAUUUCUGCAGUUGAACAUGUUUUAACCCUAAAUGGAUUAAUGAAAAAUAAAUCCUCCUAUGGUCAUAAGUGCAGGAAUGAACCACUUCUAUUAAUAGGUAGAUAUAGCGACGAUCCUUUAGAAAAUUUUCUCAAAAGUAGAGAUGCUAUCGAAGGCAAACGAUUCGGGCAUGAAAUACAUAAAUCGAUAUCUAAUGUUAACACAACGUUAACAAGGGCACUAGAUCAUCACAGUGGUCGACAGAAAAUUGAUUCAAUCUCAAAAGUUCUUAAGCACGAAACAGAACAAUUGACGAAAGUUAGUAAUAUGUUACGAAAUGAAUUGCACAGCAUAUCACGAAAUGUUAAUUCCGAAUUGGAAAAGUUUGGUCCUGAUAUAACACCAUCCGUUUGGACCGAAAUAGAAGAAGAAAGAAAUUUAGAAAAACAGAUAGAUAAUUCAAGACCGGCUAGGAUAGAUGCAGCAAAUUCUGAUCCUUCAAACCAACGUAACUCCUACACUGAUGCGAAACGUGAAUUUGAUCAUAUGAGAGAUGCUGUGGGACAGAGCAGUCCAUCCGAAGACUUACCAAAGACAUUUAGGGAUGUAGCGGAAAGAGAAAAGAAUAAAUUGAAUCAUAAUAGCGAUGACGGUCGUGAUUCAAAGUCAAUAUUCGACGUUGAUAAAAGUGCCUUGGAUAAAUUUUCGCCAUUCUAUGAUCCCGAAUCUAAAAAUCAAGAAGAGCAUCAGCGAAUUAUUGAAAAGGCACUUAGUGUUAUCCGAGACAGCCACCGUACUGACCGACUCAUGGAUCAACUGAACAAAUCAAAAUCCGGUUCUGAUGUUUUUGCUGCGGGUAAAGAUGUCUUUAACUUCUAAGAAGAGUAUUUUGGGACUAAUAAUAAAGCUAAUGAGCUAAUAAAUGAGACAUUAUUUCUAUAUAAUAACGUUUUUAUUAACAAUAUAAAUUGGGUACAUUACAAAUUGUCUACAAUGAACUACACUACCACUGGCAGUCCAACGUGCAUGGAUAAUAAUAUUCCUUGUUGCUUGUAAAAUAAAUGAUGUAUCACUUUACAUUUAAACAAUAACCAUUUUUUUAUAUAAUUAUUUAGUACUAUCUGUAGACAGAGAAGUUCAUUACAUAUCUAAUGGUAAUUCAAUUCCUACUAACAAGGUACAAAAGAUCUGUGAAUCACUAAAUCGGAUUCUCCGAAGCUUAACUCUACCGGUCUUGACAAAUAUAAUUAUUAAUUUACCAUUAGAGAUAAUGGACUAUGAAUGCGACUGCUAGGCAUAAAGGCAUUUAGAUAUCUAUUCCAUAUUCGAAAUUCAAUAUUAAAAUGAUCAAAUUAUGCAUUUAUCCUACAGUAU